Molecule: messenger RNA, 1136 nt
Organism: Notothenia coriiceps (black rockcod)
Lineage: Eukaryota; Metazoa; Chordata; Actinopteri; Perciformes; Nototheniidae
Product: gap junction beta-1 protein-like
Exons: 2
Coding region: 271-1032 (253 amino acids)
Biological process (GO): cell-cell signaling
Cellular component (GO): connexin complex
Molecular function (GO): gap junction channel activity
Source: RefSeq, a predicted model, not a curated record
UUAUUUAAUGCACAACAAUUUUGGAUCACAAACAAUCUUCAAAGAAUUGAGGGCAAUACGGACACCGAUAUGUUGGCCACUGAUGCCCUCUUUGAUUGCUACAACAUUGCGACUGAUGAAAGCAUGUCACAUGACGCAUGGUGCCAGAAUUCAGUGUUGCACUCUUAAGUGGCCUGCCAACUGCUGAGGGGGGCAGAGAGGCUUUCUUCUCCUCUGGAUUCACAUCCAUGCCACACCAGCAGCUCAACACUGUCCUCUACGCUGCCUCCUAUGCCUCUUACACCUCCUGCUGAGCCGGACCCGGAACUAAAGAUGAACUGGGCAUCGUUUUAUGCUGUCAUCAGCGGGGUGAACAGACACUCCACAGGCAUCGGUCGCAUCUGGCUCUCUGUCCUCUUCAUUUUCCGCAUCCUGGUCCUGGUGGUGGCGGCGGAGAGCGUGUGGGGCGACGAGAAGUCGGGCUUCACCUGCAACACCCAGCAGCCGGGCUGCAACAGCGUCUGCUACGACCACUUCUUCCCCAUCUCCCACAUCCGCCUCUGGGCGCUGCAGCUCAUCCUGGUCUCCACCCCUGCCUUGUUGGUGGCCAUGCACGUGGCCCACCGCCGCCACGUGGACAAGAGGAUCUACAAACUGUCAGGGCGAUCCAACCCCAAAGACCUGGAGAUGAUAAAGACCCAGAAGAUGAAAAUCUCAGGGGCUCUCUGGUGGACGUACGUCAUCAGCCUGUUUUUCCGCAUCGGCUUUGAGGUCACCUUUAUGUAUUUGUUUUACAUGAUCUACCCUGGGUACAAGAUGAUCCGGCUGGUGAAGUGUGACUCGUACCCCUGUCCCAACACGGUGGACUGCUUCGUGUCGAGGCCCACCGAGAAAACUGUGUUCACCGUGUUCAUGCUGGCUGUGUCGGGGGUUUGCAUUAUACUCAACAUCGCAGAGGUGCUGUUCCUGGUGGGGAAGGCCUACGGCAAGCAUUUGCACACUGCUGGAGAAUCGACUGUGGGGGCUUGGAUCCAACAGAAACUCUGCUCAUAACACAGAUUUCAUACCCGUCCAAAGGGAUUACACUGAAAAAACUGAAAGUUUGACUUUAGUUAAAUGUUUUAUGUCAACAAAUUACACAUAACUGUAUUAAGUUA